CGGGGGAUGAAGUGACCGGGGGAUGAAGUGACUGUCGGUGCGUAGAUUAUGGCAUUCUAGCACCAAUGUGUAUUACGUGCACUAUUUGUGAACGCACUUUCUUUUUGUUGCCUUGCUUGUAAGUUGAUGGAGUGGUUUUUGUUCUGCUGGUGUAACGUUUGUUGAGAUUCUUCUGUGUUCCCCUGUUUAGGGGAGUUAGUUUGGGAUUGGAAGUCUACGCUGGUGACUAAAGACAGCAGUGUGUUGUGUUGUGGUUUCGAACAUUAAUGUGUACGUUGUGGGACAGCAAGGUGUAGAAUUAUUAUUUAAUUAGUAAAUUCACAGUAUUAAAAUGUUCCUAAUGCAAUGUCAUUACACCAUUAGUUUGUCAUCAUACUUAUAUGUAUAUCAUUAAAUAUUUACAUUGUUACCAGUGAGUCAUUUAUUUAUUGUAAGCACGAAGGUGCCUGGUUGAAUGUCAGGGGCCCGGGCAAACGAGCUAAGGCCUUAACUUAUCCCUGACAGUUGGGGGCUCGAGUCCGGCUGUGACUACCAGUCACAGAACUAUAAUUUCAAUCAUUAUAUAAGUUUUAGUUACUUGAUUAUGUAGCAUCAGUGUCUACAAUCUAAUAAUUGUUUACAUAGUAUUGCAUCACAAUCUACUGUACUAAUAUUGAAUUGUGUACCAUUGGCAACGAUGUAUAUCGAAAGUAGCAGAUAAAUACAUCCUUUGUGAUAUAAGUGAUAUAACUAUAUAACUAUACUGUACUAUAUACUAUAUAACUAUUGUAUUGCAAGUUUGAAACGCAUUUGUAUUUUCUUGUUUUCUAUAUUGUGCUUCACCUUCGAACGAGUGUAUUCUCGCUCCCGGCAACAAGCGAACGUGAGUGUAAAGUGGCUGUUGGUAACUACUGAAGUCUGAGGCUACUAGUAUUGUGUUGGAUUGUCCUGUGGCAACUAUAUUUCGACGCUGUGGCCUGAGUGAGGCACUUUCCUCCGACGUGGGAUACUGCACAGAUAGGUUUCUUUCUUUGCCAUUUAACCGCAGGCUCUAGGCUUUAGUUGAUCUCUUGUACAAUUAGUAGAAUUUUUUAGGUUCCCAUAUUGUAUAUAAUUUAAAUAUAAUCCAGCCAAGUAGUGUACAUUAUAUUUACCAUGGAAACUAGGCUGACAAUUACUGCCCAGUUUAUAAGUGAUGGUCGUUCUCUGGGGUACGAAGGUGAAAGGUUAGAGAGGUAUGUGGCUGAGCAGAAAGAAGACUAUGAAAAAUCUAAGAAAGAGGAGUUUGAACGAGAAAAGGCUAGAUUUGAGAGAGAGGAAAGAUUGAAAGCAGAGGCGAAGGCAGAGGAGAAAGCCAGAUUUGAACGUGAGGAUAAGGCCAAGCGUGAGGGACACGAGAGGUGGAAAGAAAGAGAUGCCAGGGAGGAACUCAAGAGGAAAGAGGAGAUGGAACUAGAAAGAAUGAAGGAAAAGUCAGCAACAGCGGCUGGGACGGCAACACAGGCAGAGGUGCGGCCUAGAAAUGUUUUAGAUAAACUUGACAAGAGCUUCCAGGGAAUGAAGGAAGACAAUGACCUGAUGGCAUAUUUAACACAUUUUGAGGCCGUCGCAACAAGAUGCAAGAUUGAUAGAAAGGAAUGGUCAUUGCUCCUGUCCUAUAAACUAACUACCUUUCUAAGAAACUGUAUGCUGCGUGACAGUCUGUUUUUGAAUGAAAAUUAUGAGGAAGUGAGGGCCGUAUUACUCCGACAUUUGGAUAUAAACGCGGAAACCUGCCGCAAGAGGUUCCACCGGGUAAAACCACGACAGAACGAUUUUAGGGGUUUUGUCACAGAGCUGCGAAAUGCGUUGGACAAUUGGUUGAAAAUGGCUGAAGUAGGCAAGACUGUGGAAGAAGUGAAAGAGUUGCUGGUGAAAGAUAGAAUACUUGAGAAUGUGUCUGGAGAUGUGUACAAGCAACUGAUAAUAAGUAAGAAAGGCACAGUUGAUGAUAUGAUUGAUGUUAUUGAAGGGUUUAAGACUGAUGCCUCAGACAAAGGGAUCUCUGGCAUUCUUAGCCAGUGUGUGAAUGGUAUGUUGCAUCCUAUAAAAUUUGUGAGCCGUAGGUUGUUGCCUUGGGAGCAGAAGUAUUUUACCAUUGAACCUGAAGGAGUGGCCAUUGUAUAUUCAAUAGAAAAAGGGACAGUUAUUGGCCGGGAAAAAAAUUUAAUCUCCAGACUGACCACAAGGCUUUAUCUUACCUUAGGAGCACUAACUUUACCAAUGCACGUAUUACAAGAUGGGCGCUGA
Molecule: messenger RNA, 2268 nt
Organism: Biomphalaria glabrata
Lineage: Eukaryota; Metazoa; Mollusca; Gastropoda; Planorbidae
Exons: 3
Coding region: 1135-2268 (377 amino acids)
Source: RefSeq, a predicted model, not a curated record